AUGAGCUGGAACACCACAAUGAUGUGUGAUGUAAUGCCCACGAUCUCUGAAGAUGGAGUUGAGCAUGCCCAGAGGUUACCGAAUGGUGCUGAUAUUAGUGGAGAUCAAAAUCGUAUAGAACAGCUAAUGGUUAACAUGCUGGAUGAAAGAGACAAACUUCUAGAGCAGCUGCAAGAAGCACAAAGGCGUAUUGAAGAUUUGUCCCAGCAUUUGAAAGAAGCUGAAAGAGAUAAAGAGUCGUUGCGCAGACAGUUUGACUUGCAUACUCAGCAUCUUCCUGGCGAGCUACAGUCUGUCACUAAAGAAUUAGCACAGUUACGGGAACAACUCCUCGAGAAAGAUGAAGAAAUUGUAGAGUUAAAGGCUGAACGGAAUAAUACCCGUCUGUUGUUGGAACACCUUGAGUGUUUGGUUUCUCGUCAUGAGCGUUCUUUGCGAAUGACUGUGAUAAAACGACAAGCGCAGAGCCCUGCUGGGGUUUCUUCAGAAGUUGAAGUGUUGAAAGCGCUGAAAUCUCUGUUUGAACACCAUAAGGCGCUUGAUGAGAAAGUUCGGGAAAGGCUACGUGUUGCUAUGGAAAGAGUGGCAACUUUGGAAGAGGAACUUAACAUGAAAGGGGAUGAAAAUACUGCUUUGAAAGCCAAAAUUGCCAAAAUAACAGCUGAAGCAGAGGAGAAUGCACAACAAACUGGGAAGAUGAACGGUGACAGUAAAGUAACAAAUGGUGGUUAUGGUAGCGCAGAAUCGGCAGCAAGAUUAGUGGAACUACAGGAGACUUGCGACAGGCUAAAACAAGAUUUAACAAACAGUCUUAAUCGUUGCAAUGAACUUACUUCGAGGAAUAACGAACUUGAGGAGCAGUUAUCCAAUGCUCAAAAGGAAACUCGUCUGGGACAGGAGGAAGCUACAAAAUUGCAAAAUCAGUUGCAAGAGAUACAAGCGCAAAAAGAUGAUCAAGAAGCAAGAAUUACCACCUUAGAGAACAGGUGCUUGUCAGCUCAACGUGAAGCGACUUGCCUUCGUGACUUCAGUGAUAAACUGGAGCAUCAGUUGGCAAACAAAGACGCUGCAGUGAGACUUAAUGAGGAGAAAGUCCAUAGUCUUCAGGAGAGACUUGAGCUUGCCGAAAAACAGCUUGCUCAGAGCUUGAAGAAGGCAGAAUCACUCCCAUCUGUGGAAGCCGAGUUGCAACAGAGAAUGGAAGCUUUAUCUGUUGCUGAACAGAAGCAACUUUCUGCGGAAGAACAAGUUCAGCGACUGAAGAAGCAAAUUGAAGAGCGUUCAACAGAGCUGGAAAGAGCAGUACAAAGAGAAAAAAUGAAUGAAGAGCAUAAUCAGCGUUUGUCUUCUACUGUAGACAAGCUUCUGUCGGAGUCUAACGAUCGUUUGCAGCUGCACCUGAAAGAACGUAUGCAAGCGCUCGACGAGAAAAAUCGUUUAACACAACAACUUGAAAAUACCAAAAAGUUGUACGAUCAGGCAGAAAGAACGAAAGAUCGUUUAACUCGUGACAAUGAGAGUCUUCGUAGGGAAAUUGAAGUUUUACGCAAUCAGCUUUAUUCAGCUCGUACAGCUCAAUAUCAUACUAGGUUGCAUAGUUCCAAUGGUGCCAUUUUGGCAUCUGUGGGCGCUCCAUUAGGUAACGCUGGCUCGGUUCCGACACCACAGUCCUCGAGUUCCGCAAUUUACGGCUCCAUAGGAGUAAGGAGACCCCAUAAAGGGCGUGUGCAGGCUCUUCAAGAAGACCCUUCUAAAGUGCAAACACUGAAUGAGCAAGAAUGGGAUAGGUUGCAACAGGCACAUGUUCUAGCUAAUGUACAACAGGCUUUUUCCAGCUCACUUUCUACGGCAGAUGUUGCUGGCGCUACUUUAUAUAGUGGUAUGCAAGAGAACAACGCUCUUCCCUCUCAAGAUAUGCUGCUACCAUCGAGGUCAUUAAAUUCCCCACCAACGGACCCCCACGCUUUAGCCACUAUGUUGCAAGAAAGGUUAGAUACGAUAAAUUCUGAAAUUAGGCUCAUCCAAGAGGAGAAGACGCAUGCGGAGAGGGUUGCGGAGCAAUUGGAGAAUCGAGCUCGAGGUGUUGAUUUAGGUGCAAGUAACAACAGUGCUGGUCUUCUUUUUGGUCUUGAUGAUUCCCCAAAUGUAGGUAGCUUAUCAGCCCGUUCAAAUUCAAGAAGUUCUCCUCAACAUGACUACCUUGUUGCGAAGUACAACACUGUUAGUAAAUCUUUUUGUUCUUUAUCUUUUAUAACAAUGCAUUUGUUGCCCGCCAAUGCCUCCACUUCUUAUCACCAAGGCGACCCAUAUAAUCAGCAGUUUUUCCAGAAUCAUAUGGAAGACGAAUAUGGGCGUUACACUGCUGACGGGAUUUCGUCAGCAUCCUCAAUUGCUUCUUCACAGGAUCACUCUCCUGGUUUUCAAGGUGGAAAGCCGUAUAAAAAGAGGUCUACUAGUUCAAGUGGUUUAAAAAGCCUAGGUCGUUUGUUCAACAAAAAGGUUAAGAGGGGAAGCCAGUUUCGUGUUAGUGCUGAGCAAGGUAUUUUCAAUUCUUCGGCAUAUUCGGACAGUGAAGUUUCCUCUGGUGGUGAAGUUGGCAAUGUUAUUGGUAGCAGUAUGCCUAAGCCACUUGUCAAUGGUAUCUCUUCAUAUUCUCAAAAUGCUAGCUUUGAUCGACGUAAGAAGAAAAAGAGUGAAUUGCUUGAAGAGGCUAUGAAAGCACGAACUCCAUUUGCUUUGUGGAAUGGACCUACUGUAGUUGCGUGGCUUGAAUUAUGGGUGGGUAUGCCAGCUUGGUAUGUUGCUGCCUGUCGGGCGAACGUUAAAAGUGGGGCGAUUAUGAGUGCUUUGUCUGAUCAAGAGAUUCAAAGAGAAAUAGGCAUCAGCAACGCCUUACACCGUUUAAAGCUACGACUUGCUAUUCAGGAAAUGGUAUCUCUAACUUCCCCGUCUGCCCCUCGUAACACUCAGACUACUUUGGCUUUUGGCGACAUGAACCACGAGUGGAUCGGUAACGAAUGGCUUCCUUCAUUAGGCUUAGGUCAGUACAGAUCAGCUUUCAUGGAGUGUCUUCUUGACGCACGGAUGUUGGAGCAUCUAUCAAAAAGAGACUUGAGAACGCAUCUGAAAAUGGUGGACAGCUUUCAUAGGACUAGCUUACAGUAUGGUAUUAUUUGUUUGAGGAAACUUAAUUAUGAUAAGAAGUUGCUUCAGGAGCGUCGAAGGGCAUGCGAAUCGGCUAACCGAGAUGUAUUGGUUUGGUCAAACGAGCGGGUCGCUAGGUGGGUGGAAGAAAUUGGAUUAGGAACUUAUUCUGACCAUUUGCGUGAUUCCGGAGUACAUGGUGCGUUGAUUGCGCUUGAUGACACUUUCGACGCCCAAUCACUAGCACUUUCACUCCAGAUACCUCCUCAAGACACCCAUGCACGACAAACUCUACAGAAGCAUUUCGCUGCUUUAGUAAAGGAAUGUAGAGCGGGUGCUCCCGUCCAUUAUCCAAUGGUUAAUGCCGAAAGCAGUUAG
Molecule: messenger RNA, 3522 nt
Organism: Enterobius vermicularis (human pinworm)
Lineage: Eukaryota; Metazoa; Nematoda; Chromadorea; Rhabditida; Oxyuridae
Source: the annotation of a GenBank genome assembly